AUGUGCUUGGCGACGCAAAUAGGUUUUACAGGUGUUAAAUAUCGAAUCCCAUCUCAUCCAAGAGACUCAACUCUCCUCCAGCCAAGACUCUGCAAGAUCGAAAAUAAUAAGAUGCUCCACUGCAAACCACCCCAAGGCGGAAAGUUCGUCAUUGUUGGAUACCAUCCAGCAGGUCCAGGUGCCUUCCAGCCACAACAACCGCAACAAUGCGGACAUCCGGCCUUUCCAAUUCCGGUGGGCUACCAGCAUCCUCCAUUUCCUUAUCCUCCUCUUCCUGCUGGGGCAGUUCCUAUGCACUACAGACCCUUUUGGGCACCCAACACAGCUGCUCCUCGCGCAGCGCCUCAAACUACGGUUCCCGUAAAGGCGCCCGAGCCCAUUAUUCCUCAUGAUAAUGAUAUUCUCAUGGGACGUGGUGGCAAGAACAAUCUGCACAAAGGCAACGGACGGCUCCGGAAAAUGGCGCGAGACUUGCGACAAGCGUACAUCAAAUCUUCCAAGAAGGAUAAGAGUCAAAUGUCCAGAGACCUCGUCAAGAGAGUACAAGCCAUGACCCCUCCAGGCAGGUUCCUCAAACGCAACAAUACAUCCAAUGGUUGGGAAGUUGUCGAUGAAGAGUACGCACGAGAGAAAGCUUCCCAAUGUCUGCGAGAUGCCGUCACCUUCAAGGGAUUUCGUCCAUUCAACGAUGGAUCUACCAGCGGCAGUUCCACGGCGGAUGAAACCGAUAGCGCUCCCAGCAGCCAGUCCAGCACGCCACGAUCCGGAACUCCCGUGCCAAUGGAGGACGAACAACAACAAGAAAGCAGUAGUACCAGUAGCACCAACGUCAUCACACCGGAAGCCAAUCGACCUCCCACCACAGCAGCUCAGGGUGCCGAAGAUGCUCUAGAACUUCCUACGCUGAACAGCAGCAACAAGGACAAGCAGGAACACAAACCUGCAACAAUCGCCGCGGAGCAAACGGAGAGGCCCACCGGCAAGCUUCUCUUGGCGGCAGUCGAGCCACUGCUCGAAGUACUGAGGGAAGCAAGGAUCGAGGAGAAUCGAUCAGAGCCUCUCCUUUUCGCUGUGGACAUGCGACGACCAAGGUCUCGUCUGAGCGCACCCAACAACAAUACAUUCGUCCCGAUGGCCCCUCGAAAGGAAGAGGAAGACGAUGCCAUGUCGCUGCCAUCGGUAUCCGCUCAUUCGCAUCAUCACUCGGUGGUCGAAGAGGAUGGUGAUGCCUGGGAAUUUGGCCUGGAUCUCUGCGACGAAAAUGAUGAUGACGAGGUGGAGGAUCCAUUGCAGCCACUACCGUUGGACUACCAAGCAAGCCCCAAGAGGGCUCGGUUUGGCACAUGGGAUCACGAUGCGGUUGACGAAAACAGCAGCAGCACCAAUGCAUCAUCAGAACCCUGUUUCGCCAACAUCCCGCUAGCCAUGGACGUUGGGACCGGUGACGUCCUGAUGGCCACGGAGGAGGAUAGUCCUUUUGACAGUGACUUCUUUUAA
This is a messenger RNA of Seminavis robusta, 1497 nucleotides long. Lineage: Eukaryota; Bacillariophyta; Bacillariophyceae; Naviculales; Naviculaceae. The record is from the annotation of a GenBank genome assembly.